UUUUGGGUUGGGUUGCGUUUGUUGAUCCAGCAGCGUAAAGCCUGGCUUGCUCACUCGCCGUACGACGCGCACGGAUCUAAUGUGGACCUACAAUCAGCUUAGCGGACCGUAGCUGGUACAGGACAUUCGCGAACGCACGUUAUCUUUAUAUCGCCUAUAUAUUGUAUAGCGGCAGCGCAUCGUGGCGAUCACAAUUGUUUCGGUCUUAUAUGUGGUCUGCGGUUCUCUGAGCCAUUCGUGGAGGAACCUUUUCUUCAUUUAGUGGGUUCAUCUCGGGUUCAUUCUGCAACAGGUUUCUGUAAUAAACCAGCGCUACAAAGUUGUCGGACAACAUCAAAGGAGGCUGCUGAAAAUAUAAUGAUGUGUAAACGAAGAGGAUAAUACAUGCACACUUUACCUGCAUAUGUAACAACAAUAAGAAACACUUCUUGGCAGACAAAGGAAAGACCGUUAUAUUAUUUAUAUCUACAAUAUAAGGAAAUAUAAAGAAUAUACAAUAUCUUGAACUGCUUUUCAAAAUGAUGCCGAUGUUUUUGACCGUGUACCUCAGCAACACCGACUUCACCGAGCUUCCUAUUACACCGGAGACGCUGUGUCGAGAUGUGGUGGACAUGUGUAAAGAGCCGGGAGAGGUGGACUGCUAUCUGGCCGAGAUGUGGAGAGGAUCUGAGCGUGUGAUUGGUAACAGCGAGCGAAUCAUUGAGGUGCUGCAGCGCUGGGGUCAGCAGAGGGCGGAGGUGCGAUUCUUCCUGCGACAUGACCGAGCACCCGGACACGAUACUGGAGGUCACAGAGCUGCAGAGCCUCUUGUCAGGAGAAAUGCAGUGAAGGGAAUGAUGGACAGACAGAUGGAGAAUGGAAUGGUUCCCCCAUGUAUGGACAUCACUCUUAGUGAACUGCAAGAGAUGGCAUCACGGCAACAACAGCAGAUCAAUGCACAACAACAGGUCUUGGCCUCUAAGGAACAGCGACUGCAUUUCCUGAAGCUGCAGGACCAGCGGCAGCAGCAGCAGCAGCAGCAGCAGACAUCUGAUCAGGAGAAACUGCGACAGCUGCGGGAGAAUGCAGAGAACCAGGAGGCCAAACUGCGCAGGGUUCGAGCUCUGAAAGGACAAGUGGAACAGAAGCGCAUCAGCAACAGCAAACUGGUGGAGGAAAUUGAGCAGAUGAACGGUCUGUUCCAGCAGAAGCAGAGGGAGCUGGUGGUGGCUGUGAGCCGGGUGGAGGAGUUGAGCCGACAACUGGAGAUGUUACGUGGCGGUAAAGUAGACAUGCCUCUCGAGGCUGGACCGAGCUCCACUGGAGAACUAGAGCGACUGUAUAAAGAGCUUCAGCUGAGGAAUAAGUUGAAUCAGGAGCAGAGUGGCAAACUCCAGCAGCAGAGAGACAAUCUAAACAAGAGGAACCUCGAGGUGGCUGCCAUGGACAAAAGAGUAGCUGAACUGAGAGAGAGACUCUGGAAGAAAAAAGCUGCUCUUCAACAGAAAGAGAACUUGCCCAAGCCUGAAGGGCAGAGCUCUCAGUCUACUGGCACACCCCGGGUUGCCGCCGUUGGGCCGUAUAUCCAAACCACCCCAGCCCCUCCAGUUCCUCCCAGGCAGGAGAUUCUGGUGAAGCCUGCUUACCCCGACGGCACAGCCACCCUUCCCAAACCGCUCACCAAACCCACCAUAGGUAUUGGUUUCCUGACAAGUAAAAUUUCCAACGCUGAAACCAACAGCAGCUCCCAUGUCCACUCCUCCACUCUUCCCCGCAUGACCAGCCACACCUCCCAGGAGAAAGAUCCUGAGGCAGAUUUGAGACCGCCACCUUUGCCCUUGUGCAAGAACCAGAGUAGCGAGGACCUCUUGAGGGACGCACAGUCUGCAGGUAGAACAUUCGGGAAGGUUCCUCCUCCAGUUCCCAGCAAGCCAAAACCUGCUCUAUCAGGCCAGUCAACCUUCAGCAAACCUCCAUACAGCACCGGCACCUUCCCUGGCAAAGCCAGAUCAGCCAGUCAGAAACCUCCAAUGCCCCUUCCAUCUCAAAAUAACACCUUACCUUUACCUUUACCCCCUAAACCUGACACUUUACCCGCCGCAACAGUCCCUCCUUUCACAUCAGAGACUUUGGCAGGGAAAGAAACUUCCACCACCCUCCACAAGCACAAGAUGGGGGCAGCGAGUAGUGACAUCAUCUCGAUGUACACCCAGCACAGCACUCUUGGGAAGGGCUACCAAGGGCAAAGUACGCUUAUCCGUUCACAGCCUCGAUUAUACGGUAAACCAGUCAUCCCAUCCAGCGGGGGGCAGUAUCCCCAGGACAGCAGUUAUCUUGAGAAACCUAGUGGUCUAGAUAGUGAACAGGUGGAACAGGGCACCAGUGUGGCCCCUGCAUCCUCCUUCGUGGAGGGCCAGGAAAUGGAGCGUGUUCCAAGACCCCUUAGUCCGACCAAACUGCUACCGUUCCUCUCAAACUCCCAUCGGCUCCAGAGCGACGUUGACUUGGAGGCCCUUAGAAAAAGACUGCACCACGCGCCCCGACCUCUCAAGAAGCGCAGCUCUAUAACGGAACCUGAGGGACCUGCAGGUCCCAACAUCCAGAAGCUCCUCUACCAGAAGACUACAUUGGCAGCCAUGGAGACCACCACCGGCACCCCAACAACAUUCUUUCAGGCAGAGGCAGAGGAUGGAGGCCGGCAGGCUGACGCUGAGGGCACUAGACCCCAAGAGGGACCCCAUGAUAUGACGAUACCCGAGUGUGAAAGAGAGGAAGAGGAUCUGACCCCUCCACCCCUUCCUCCUCGAUCUCCUAUCCUGAAUGAUACCACCAUCAACAGCUCUGGACUGAAGGAACCACCCGUGAAGGAAGAACUGGAAGUCUAUGGUCCGGCUGCACCGGAGCCCUAUAUUGAGGACUACCCACCUUACCCCCCACCUCCAUAUCCCAGUAUGACAGAACAGGAGGUACCAGGGGAAGAGAGUGCCGAAAUGAAGGCUCCAGAGGUCACUGGACAAGUAACAUUACCGCCGGGCAAAAGGACAAACCUUCGUAAGACAGGCUCUGAGCGCAUCAACCAUGGGAUGCGUGUGCGGUUUAACCCACUGGCACUCUUGCUGGACUCAUCUUUAGAGGGUGAAUAUGACCUGGUCCAGAGAAUCAUAUACGAGGUGGAGGACCCCAGUAUGCCCAAUGAUGAGGGCAUCACCGCUCUGCACAAUUCUGUAUGUGCUGGACACACGGAGAUUGUAAAGUUCCUGGUGCAGUUUGGAGUGAAUGUGAAUGCUGCUGACAGCGAUGGAUGGACUCCACUGCACUGUGCUGCCUCCUGUAAUAAUGUGCAAGUGUGUAAGUUUCUAGUGGAGUCUGGAGCUGCAGUGUAUGCCACGACCUACAGUGAUAUGCAGACAGCAGCAGAUAAGUGUGAGGAGAUGGAGGAAGGCUACACCCAGUGCUCCCAGUUUCUCUAUGGUGUGCAGGAGAAGAUGGGCAUCAUGAACAGGGGUGUUGUUUAUGCCCUGUGGGACUAUAAGGCUGAGAGCCCAGAUGAGUUGUCCUUUAUGGAGGGAGACUGUCUGACCGUUUUACGAAGAGAGGACAGUGAAGAAACCGAGUGGUGGUGGGCGAGAUGUGCCGACAACGAGGGCUACAUACCUCGCAACCUGCUCGGGCUGUACCCUAGAAUCAAGCCCAGACAGAGGAGCCUUGCGUAAAAUCUCCAUUCAGAUACUCCAAACAUCACCAUUCCGUCCGUAUGGAAAAGGACAUUUAUGCACACAUUCACCAGCGCUGAUGAGCCUGAGGUUUCCCGGGGAGUUUUGUCAACUGUUUCAACAAUCGCUUCAUUCUGAAGUGUAAAAGAAAGUUCUGCUCUGAAGAUGAACAUAUCACAUUUACAUUGCAAUAUCUGACGAAUAAUAGUUUUAUAGUGGUAGGCUGAAUUAGUGUAUUCUGGGAUACUUAUAGAAAUAGGUCACCCAAAAAUGACAAUUCUGUCAUCAUUUACUGACCCUCAUGUUGUUCCAAAACUACAGGAUCCAAAAGUACUGUAUCAUAAACAUAUUUCACGCAACUCGUGCAUCAUAUUCCAAGUCUUCUUAAGGCUUAUGAUAGGUUUUGAUAAAAACCCCGAAAUGUAAGUCCUUUUUCAGUGAAAAUGUUGAUGUUCGUUGUGCUUCUAAGCGCUGAGAGAAGCUUGUUUACAGUGGCUCAUAUAUUGCAUUGUUUAGCGCUAAAAACAACUCGAGACUUGGAAUAUGAUGCAAAACUACGAGUAAAACGGCGCACGAUAUUCAUUAAAACAUCUAUUUUUGUGUUCCGCAUAAGAAAGAAAGUCAUACGGGUUUGGAACACCAUGAAGGUGAGUAAAUUGACUGAAUUUUCAUUUUUGGUUGAACUAUUUCUUUAAGUUGAAAAGUCGAAAAGUCAAAGAAGUGUCCCAGACUACCCUAUUUACCCUAUAAUAAACACGAUUUGUAAGGUUAAAGGCUUUUUUCUACAUUAGAACAGAUAGACUGAACUUAGAUGCACAUUUUAGAGGCGGGGUUUAAGCAUGUGUAGUUAAACUACGGGAGUAUUUGUUAAUGGUACAGAUGCAUUAAUACAGUCAUGUAAGUAUUAUGUCUAAUAUGAAGGAUUGUCAGAUUUAGUGAUGUCAUUUUUUCAUCUUUCUGAACAAAUGCUAAUUUUCUGCUUCAUUAGUUUGACAAAUGGCAUCUGGUUUCACAAAAAGCUGUGCAAAAAAAAGCAGAUAAAAGGUUUUAUAUAAUACUUUUUCUUUUUUUUAUUUAAUACAUAAUGCGACGUUAUGUAAACUUGUUACUAUGGUGCUUGCUGCUAUGCUACAACAAUGUGUUCUGUGAACAAUUAACAAUUUAUUUUACUGCGCAAAGACGGCUUUUCAUUUAUCGUAAUAAAAACUAUAAGUCGGGA
Molecule: messenger RNA, 4911 nt
Organism: Myxocyprinus asiaticus (Chinese sucker)
Lineage: Eukaryota; Metazoa; Chordata; Actinopteri; Cypriniformes; Catostomidae
Product: apoptosis-stimulating of p53 protein 2-like
Exons: 18
Coding region: 519-3692 (1057 amino acids)
Biological process (GO): signal transduction; regulation of apoptotic process
Cellular component (GO): nucleus
Molecular function (GO): p53 binding
Source: RefSeq, a predicted model, not a curated record